GACUGCUAAUAUAUCUUGUUCUGCGAUACCAUAAUGAUGAACUUUCAAACAAUAUUUCAUAACAUUUUUCUCUUUUGUCUCCUGUUGCGCAUUCGGCUGCAACAAGUAAAUUGCUCUUUUCACCACGAUUCUCCUCCAGAUUCAGGUUACCUUCGUUUUACAUACGAAGCCACUGAUUUCUCUCCGGCGAAAGCUUACGAUUACAUCAUUAUCGGUGGAGGGACUGCUGGUUGCCCAUUAGCUGCCACUUUAUCUGAAUCAUAUUCUGUCCUGCUACUUGAGAGGGGCAGUAGUUUGAACAAGAGUGUUUUAUAUGAAAGUAAUUUCUUUCAGACUCUCUUAGCUGCAAACGAUAAUGAUUCACCGGCUCAAACUUUUAUUUCGGAAGAUGGUUUACAGAUCGUAAGGGCGAGGAUUUUGGGGGGUGGUAGCAUGAUAAAUGGAGGAUUUUAUUCGAGAGCCGAUGAUUACUCUUACGAUAACGCAGGUAUCGAAUGGGAUAUGAGAGCUGUUGAAAGAGCCUACGAGUGGGUAGAAAAUAGUAUUGUUACUCAUCCAGCACGUUUAAAUAGGUUUCAAACUUCUUUAUUUAAUGGGUUACUCGAAUCAGGAGUUGUUCCUGAUAGUGGGUUCACCUUUGACCACGUUCAAGGAACCAAGAUUGGUGGUUCAACAUUCAAUGAUUCGGGGAUACGACAUGGGGCGGUUGAGCUUCUGAACAAUGCCAACCCGGAAAAUUUGGAUGUGUUGGUUCAUGCGAUGGUCGACCGGGUGAUCUUCUCCACCUUCAACCCUUUAGGUAAUUAA
Molecule: messenger RNA, 807 nt
Organism: Helianthus annuus (common sunflower)
Lineage: Eukaryota; Viridiplantae; Streptophyta; Magnoliopsida; Asterales; Asteraceae
Product: (R)-mandelonitrile lyase-like
Exons: 2
Coding region: 34-807 (257 amino acids)
Molecular function (GO): oxidoreductase activity, acting on CH-OH group of donors; flavin adenine dinucleotide binding
Source: RefSeq, a predicted model, not a curated record